CGGAAGUUUCGACGUGUUAUUCAAAGCCGAGACAUGUAAACUCUAUCGAAGAACACACCUUCAGGAUAUUAUACAAGCAAAGUAACGAAUUAUUGUUUGGUGAGUCUAUUUUUCAACUUUAAACGCUAUCAGCACAAAUGGCUGAGAAGAUUUCUCUUGUUGAAAGUUUCCUGAGCUGUAAUGUUUGUUCAGAGACGUUCAGAGAUCCUGUGUCUCUGAGCUGCAACCACAGCUUCUGUUCAAGCUGCCUGACACAAUUCUGGGAACAAGCUGGAAACAAGAACUGUCCCAUCUGUAAAAGAAGUUCUUUGGAGGAAAAUCCAACUAUUAACCUUUCUCUCAAAGAACUGGCUGACUCGUUUGCUGGAAGAAAAAAUAGUGAUUCACCUGAAGGAGAACAGGAAAAAGAAGACAAGAAGAAGGAGGUUGUGUGUGAUAAACAUCCAGACGUCACUUAUUGGUUCUGUAAGGAUGAAGACAGAGCUGUGUGUCCUGUCUGUGACUUUUCUCUGCACCACAGUCACCAGGUGGUUCCUGUAGAACAAGCAGCCAGUGACCUGAAGGAGCAGCUGAAAUCUGACUUAAAGUCUCUACAGGACAAGAGGAACAAAUACAAACAAGUGGAGCAAAGCUACAAUGAAAUGAUCCAACACUCCAAGAAGCAGCUGUCGUCCACAGAGAAGCAGAUCAGAGCAGAGUUCAAGCAGCUCCACCACUUCCUGGAAGAGGAAGAGGAGUCCAGACUGGCAGCUCUGAGGGAGGAAGAGGAGCAGAAGAGGAAGACUAUGAGCAGAGAGAUGAAGAGGAUUGAGGAGCACAUCUCCUCUCUGUCAGACAGUAUCUGUGCUGUUGAAGAAGAGCUGCACAAAGACCACGUGCCGUUCCUCAGCAGUUAUAAAGCCACUCAGACCAGAGCCAGAGCCCAGAGCUCAGUGUCAGAUCCACAGCUGCUCUCAGGAGCAUUGAUAGAUGUGGCCAAACACCUGGGCAACCUGUCCUUCAGAGUCUGGGACAAGAUGAAGGACAAGGUCCACUUCAGGCCCGUCAUUCUGGACCCAAAUACUGCACAUGGAGAACUCCAUCUGUCUGAUGAUCUGACCAGUGUGAGACGUGGAAACACAGACCAGCAGCUUCCUGAUAAUCCAGAGAGAUUCACUGAGUGUCCUGAUGUUCUGGGCUCUGAGGGCUUCAGCUCAGGGAAACACAGCUGGGAGGUGGAGGUGGGAGAUCAUCCUUAUUGGGUUGUGGGUUUGGCUAAAGGUUCAAUUGCGAGGAGAGGACAGUGUUAUGUUUCACCAAAAUAUGGAAUUUGGUGUUUAUUGCAUCGUAAUGGUAAAUACACUAAUGGUUGUGGUAAAACUCUGAUAGUGAAGAAGAGUCUCCAGAGGAUCAGAGUCCAUCUGGACUAUAACAGGGGGGAGGUGUCCUUCUAUGAAGAUGAAGACAUGACUCACAUCUACACUCACAGAGACACUUUCACUGAGAAACUCUUGCCAUAUUUCAGUAUUGGAGAAGCUGCUGAUGCCAAAACCACUGAAAUCAAAAUUUGUCUAAAUCAGAUUAUACGCUCAUGUUCAGGGAAGUGAGUUAUAAACACGAUGACUGUUUGCAGCUUCUCAUCAUCUGUUUUUAGAAUCAAACUUGUGUUAUGGGUUUUUUUAUGGGUAUAUUUUUCUGUUGAAACAUUUGAUUGUCUUUCAUCCAUUGUUCAUGUUGUCACAGAAAAAGGUGACAUCAGGUUAAAUCACAAGUUAACUUUCAUAUAAGAAUUACUUAUUCCUUAGUAUUUGGAUUUGGAUGAAUUCAAAUCAAACCCAUAGUAAUUAAUGAACAUGGAUAUUAAUGAAAAGAAAAAUCUACAAUAAAUCUAUUAAUUGCAGUCUAGCUUCUAUGUACAGUAUAGUAGCAGAAACAAAUGGGUUUAAUUCAAUAAAUAACUAGACAGACACCAGCUUUCUCUUAGAUAAGGGACAGUAACGUUCAAA
Betta splendens (Siamese fighting fish) is the source of this 1985-nucleotide messenger RNA. Its product is annotated as nuclear factor 7, brain-like. Bases 138 to 1586 code for a protein of 482 amino acids. Lineage: Eukaryota; Metazoa; Chordata; Actinopteri; Anabantiformes; Osphronemidae. The record is from RefSeq and is a predicted model, not a curated record. The transcript has a single exon. Gene Ontology annotation, molecular function: zinc ion binding; protein binding.